Messenger RNA from Cylicocyclus nassatus, 1509 nucleotides. The record is from the annotation of a GenBank genome assembly. NCBI's taxonomy places the organism in Eukaryota, Metazoa, Nematoda, Chromadorea, Rhabditida, Strongylidae.
AUGUCACGCUCCUGUUCUCGCCUCGUGCAUCUUGGAUUUUGCUCUCUUCGCCAUAUUACACCGCUAGUUUUUCGGCCGCUCUCUGCUUUGGGUACAACAAGAGGAAUGUCGAACGAUAGUUUUCCUCACUUUGGAACGGCCGCAAUUCACGUUGGCCAAGAACCAGAGCAAUGGGAUAUGAAUCAGGUUGUGGCUCCUAUCUCACUCUCUACCACCUACAAACAAGACCGACCUGGGGAACCCAAAGGACACGAUUAUUCGAGGGCUGGCAAUCCUAGCAGAGAUGUACUACAAAAGUGUUUAGCAUCACUCGAGGAUGGUAAACAUUGUCAUGUGUUCGCAUCGGGAAUUGCUGCUUCAAUGGCAGUUAUCAAUAUGUUGAAAACAGGAGACCACAUAAUAUGUUCUGAUGAUGUGUAUGGUGGAACACAGCGCUUUAUUCGUCGGGUUUCUGUUCCCCAACAUGGAAUUCAGGCAGAUUUUGUCGAUAUGACUGAUAUAAGCAAGAUUAAGGCGGCUUUCAAGCCUAGCACCAAGUUAAUCUGGUUGGAAAGCCCAUCAAACCCUCUGAUGAAAGUUGUUGAUAUCGCUGCAGUUGUGCAUGCCGUAAAAGAUAAAAAUCCACAAGCAAUUGUGGUCGUCGAUAAUACCUUUAUGAGUCCUUACUUCCAGCGACCGCUGACAUUAGGAGCUGAUAUUGUUGUGCACUCAAUCACGAAGUAUAUUAAUGGACAUUCGGAUGUCGUCAUGGGUGCAGUCAUAACAGACAACGACGAUAUUCAACAACAUCUGUUCUUCCAGCAAAUGGCUGUUGGCGCUGUACCAUCUCCCUUUGAUUGUUUCCUUGUCAAUCGGGGGUUGAAGACGUUGCACGUUAGGAUGCGAACUCACUAUGAAAAUGCUCUUGCUAUAGCCAAAUAUCUUGAGGGUAACGAAAGGGUGGAGAAGGUUUUGUACCCUGCUCUUCCAUCACAUCCUCAACAUAAAGUACAUUUGAGCCAGACUAAAGGAAUGUCAGGAAUGAUGUCUUUCUACCUAAAAGGUGGACUUGAAGAAAGUCGUACGUUCCUUAGCAGCUUGAAGAUUUUCACACUCGCUGAAUCGCUUGGUGGAUAUGAAUCUCUUGCCGAAUUGCCAUCAAUUAUGACACACGCCUCUGUUCCUGCCGAGGAGCGAAAGAAGCUUAAAAUUACCGACAACCUUAUCCGGUUAUCCGUAGGGAUUGAAAAUUUGGAUGACCUCGUUGCUGAUUUGGAUCAGGCACUCAAAGCUGCUGUAAAAGUAUGAUAGCGCUUUUGAAGGUUUCCGUCAAACCGGUUUAAUCUGCCUUUGGCUUCCUCGUCGAGAUAUUUUAAUAGAGCUCUUGUCUACAUAGUAGUGUUUGUCAACUUUCAAACCAAUUAUUGUGAUUAUUUCGUCGACUCGUAUCUCAUAUGCUGCCCAUUAUAUCGUAUAUUUCACUGGAAUUCCUCGUGAUGUUUUCUCACGGAUAAAUCAGUUUUAUUUUGA